Molecule: messenger RNA, 2087 nt
Organism: Sander lucioperca (pikeperch)
Lineage: Eukaryota; Metazoa; Chordata; Actinopteri; Perciformes; Percidae
Product: protein quaking-B-like
Exons: 6
Coding region: 87-1100 (337 amino acids)
Biological process (GO): regulation of mRNA splicing, via spliceosome
Cellular component (GO): nucleus
Molecular function (GO): mRNA binding
Source: RefSeq, a predicted model, not a curated record
UGUGUGUGUGUGUGUGUGCCUGUGUGUGUGUGUGUGUGUGUGUGUGUGUGUGUGUGUGUGUGUGUGUGUGUGUGUGUGUGUGUGUGAUGGUGGGGGAGAUGGAGGGGAAGGAGAAGCCAAGGCCCGGUGGUCCAGAUUAUCUGAUGCAGUUGAUGAACGAUAAGAAGCUGCUGAGCAGUCUUCCCAACAUCUGCGGGAUCUUCCAGCAUCUGGAGCGACUUCUGGACGAGGAGAUCAGCCGCGUGAGGAACAACAUGUACGUCAACACUCUGAACGGGUCGGACAGAAGCAGCGAGCUGCCGGACGCCGUCGGCCCGAUCGUCCAGCUGCAGGAGAAGCUCUACGUCCCCACCAAGGAGCACCCCGAGUUUAACUUUGUCGGGAGGAUCCUGGGUCCUCGCGGUCUGACGGCAAAGCAGCUGGAGGCGGAGACAGGAUGUAAGAUCAUGGUGAGAGGGCGGGGCUCCAUGAGAGACAGGAAAAAGGAGGAGCAGAAUCGAGGUAAGCCUAACUGGGAGCAUCUGAAUGAGGACCUCCAUGUCCUCAUCACGGUGGAAGAUGCUCAGAAUCGCGCCGAGAUCAAACUCAGACGCGCCGCGGAGGAAGUCAACAAGCUGCUGGUGCCUGCCGCGGAGGGGGAGGACAGUCUGAAGAAGAUGCAGCUGAUGGAGUUAGCCAUCCUGAACGGGACGUACCGAGACGCUAACAUCAAGCCUUCCUCCCUUUCUUUCUCUCUUGCAGCAUCCAAUCAGAGUCCUCGUGUCCUCUCUUGCCACGCCCCCAUGCUGCCCGCCGCCCUGCGCCCCCCCGCCCCCACAGGCCCUGCCCUGAUGCCUCUGAUUCGUCAGAUCCAGACGGUGCUGCCCAAUGGGACGCCUGUGCUGCAGGGGGCGGGGCCUGAGUCGGGGCUGAUCUACGCCGCGCCGUACGACUACCCGUAUGCUCUGGCGGCGCCGGCCUCCAUCUUGGAGUACCCCCUGGACUCUGGGGGGGUGAUGGGUAAGCCGGCCCCCCCCUGCUCCUGUGACUGCUCCCCCACACCGCACCACCACCACCAGUGGAGCCCGGCCCCCACGCUGCUCCUCAGACACGCCUCCUAAAACCUGGAGGACGACCUCCCCGCGUCUCACUCACAGUUUAGAACUCUAAAGAUGGCCGCUGCGUCUGCACUUCCUCCCGCUGUACAAAGUGAAGAUUUUUUUCCCAGAUUCAGCGCUGCCAUCAAACAUGGAUUUAAGGAUUAUUGACUGGAUACCGGAUCUAUUUAGUUCAGUGGAGUUGCUCGUCUGGCGCAUACUCUAACUUUAAAUAAUCUUCCGUGAUGUGCAGCUGUUGAAAGCCGCUGUAUCUAAGCCCCGCCCACACACUCACCGGACCAAUCAUGAGUCCAUCCCAGCUGUCAACCAUGAGGCUUCAGCCCGACCAAUCAGGAGUAAAUCCCAGCUGUCAACCAUGAGGCUUCAGCCCGACCAAUCAGGAGGCUUCAGCAUCAAAUAACUCAAACCAAACUGAUCAGAAACGUAAACAUUGGAACAAACAUCAGAACUAUGUAAAGUCACAGAAACAUCUUUAGGGAACAUUUAUCUGACGUAUACUUUGAGUUGUGAGAUGGGGACGGGGCUUAUGGGCGAUACUGCUACUGGUCCAGAUGUUUUGGCGUUACUGCUACUGGUCCAGAUGUUUUGGCGUUACUGCUACUGGUCCAGAUGUUUUGGCGUUACUGAUACAGUCUGUGCAGAAACCUGACGGUGACGGAGCAGCAAACAGGGAAGUCACUCAACAUAUAAAUAUAUAUUUUAUGUAAUAAUAACUCCACAAAGAUGUCACAACAUGAUGAACGAAGUGAAGACAGAUUUCUGCUGUUCUCACUGAAGUUAGAAUAUAUAAAAAUAUCUUCGCUGUUGGGCGGAAACCUUAUCUGUCUGCAAUCAUUACUUUUCAGGAGAUUAUGAAAACAUUUUAAUGAGCUAUUUGCUUCAGAUCAAGUCAGAUGAAAUCACUUCCUUGCUGUUUAAACAUUCAGACCUUUAAUCAGUCCUUCCAGAGUUUUUUUGUGAUUGUUUUGGGAAGAAAUCCUUGAUUAUGCG